Messenger RNA from Symbiodinium sp. CCMP2456, 2640 nucleotides. The record is from the annotation of a GenBank genome assembly. Lineage: Eukaryota; Dinophyceae; Suessiales; Symbiodiniaceae.
AUGUACUCCGGCGGUGUUGGCGGUGAUGAUUCUGCAGUAUACCACUAUCAUGGCGUUGGUGGUGAUGAUUCAGCAAAAUACCACUACGGACACAUGUACUCCGGCGGUGUUGGCGGUGAUGAUUCCGCAGUAUACCACUAUCAUGGCGUUGGUGGUGAUGAUUCAGCAAAAUACCACUACGGAGGUUCGGCGGGGGGUGCUUAUGGUGAUGGCUCUGCGGAGUAUCGCUAUGGUGGUGCUUAUGGUGAUGGCGCUUCUAGCAAUGGUUCCUAUGGUCGAUAUUCUUACGGCAGCGGGCGCUACGGUGGCAAGUACGCCGCGGACAACGGAGUUGGCUACGGCAGUGGCGGACACGACUAUGUUCAUGUUCAUGGCGACGGUGUUAGCGGCCAUGCCCACAUUCUGGGUCCUGCCAGCAAAGGUCACUACGUCAGUCAUUCCGACGGAUACGACGGACAUGCAGUGAAGCACAUCAUCGAGAAGAACUACUAUGAUGUGCAAACCAAGACCCACAUCGUACGGAAGCCCAUCCCUGUCGCUGGACCGGUGCAUUACCAGUCCGUCGUCAUUCCAUCUAAGCCACUUGAAGACUGCUUUCGUGGAUACUCGAACUACAAGAAGCUGCUUGGGUUGUGGGACACGCAGAAGCAGCGCUACUGCUGCUACAAGUACAAGCGAGCAUGCACGACUCAGUACAUCAAGAAAUAUCAUUACCAUACGGUGGUCCACGAAAAAGAGGUUCCUGUCCCGGUUGAGAAGACAGUCGCAGCUUGUCUGAGCGUGGAGGAGGCAGUGCCGGUGGCCGCCAAGCGCAGGGUCAUCACCAUCCACGACCAUGAGGAGCCGAAGCCACAGAAGGUACCCGUGCCCGUGCCUGGCCCACCAGCCCGAACCGUGACCAAGGUGAUCCACUACGAUGUUCCAAAGCCGGAGACGAAGAUCAUUCACAAAACGAAGGUUAUCAAAAAGCCCGUCCCGGUCGUGCACUACGUCGAUUACCCCGUGGAGAAGGAGAGCAAACCGAAGGUGGUGAUCGAGACCAAGCACGUGAUGUCCGAGGCUUAUGACUGCCACGAUGGUAUGCACCACUGGAAAGGAAUGUGGUCCCACAGCAAGCGGUUGUACUGCUGUUGGAGGACACAGAUUGGCUGCCCUCAUACUCACAUCAUUGUGAAGAACAAAACCGAAGUCCACACCAAGUACGUCAAGCGCAAGGUCGUGAUGCCCGCGCAGAUCAUCUACAAGGAUGUCACGGACGUGGUCCACAAGCACAUCCAUUCCCUGGAUUUUGAUUGCAACUCGGGAUACUCCAACUGGUACUACGGCUGGUCUCCGAAGAAGAAGACGUGGUGCUGCCACCAGGAGAAAUUGGGCUGCCCGGGCACAUGGAAGGGAUUCAUCAAAGGGAAGGCAACAUUGGUCCUCCAUCACCAUGAAGGUCAUGCCACAGGGACUCUUUACGAUUGUGAUGCGGGAUUCUCGAACUGGAUUCAUGGUUGGUCGAACUCGAAGAAGGACUGGUGUUGCGAGAACGAGCAUAAGGGCUGUGGGUUCCACUGCGACGGCGACUCCGACGACUGGUCGACUGAACACCGCGAAUGGUGUUGCGGAAACUUCCAGACGGGAUGUGCUAGCACCAGCCUCUCGCCUUUGGGGUGCGACGCACCUUGCUCCCUGUCUGCGCUGGAGGAGUUGUGCGUUGGGGAGGUUCGAUUCGUGCCAGAUGUGAGCUUCGAACGUGCCCGGGGCAGCCCAGGCACCCUCCACGGUGACACCUCCACAUGCCAAGAGCGUGUUGACUGGACGAAGGAGAACACCUUCCCUGGACGCGACAAUGCGUGUGCACUGGCCUACAGCCAGGCAGACGGCUUCACAAAUCCGAAGUUGUCCACCUCCAAGUCCCGAGUGCAGGUGGAGUGUGAUGUCUGCCGUGCCUGCAGCGUCGAGGCAGCUGGGUGCCAGGUGGCCCCCGGUGCAGCCAGCGACCCCUACGACUGCAAUGCGGCAUUGAACAACUUCUUCAGGGCUUGGUCGCCCGCAAAGAAGCAGUGGUGCUGCAACAACCAGGGCAAAGGCUGUGAGGGUGAGCACCCCCCAUCGGUGGACCCGGGCGCUGGCAUGAUGUGGAAGCACGUCCAGGUGAACGGGUACUGGACGUGGCAGGUGGUGUCUGUUGGAGGAGGUGCUGUGGCAGGAGGGGCUGCGAGCCUUCCCUUCGACUGCAAUGUCGGCCGCGUGAACUGGAAGCAGGGUUGGUCUGCGCCGAAACAGACGUAUUGCUGUGCUCACGUCCACUUUGGCUGCCCCGGAGAUGCAAGUGCAGCAGUCGGACACACGGUGGUCACUCACCACACGUACACCACCGUAACGCAUGGUGGCGGUGGACACAUGGUUGGUGGACACAUGGUUGGUGGACACAUGGUCGGCGGACAUAUGGUCGCCGGACACAUGGUUGGUGGACACACGGUCGGUGGACACAUGGUUGGACACAUGGUUGGUGGACACAUGGUUGGUGGUGCUGGAGGAGGUGCUGCGGCCAUGCACAUUCAUGGUGGCGGAGGGGGCGCGACGUACCACAGUCACACAGUGACGUACCACAGCAGUGGCGGUCACGUGGUCACUCACGUCCAUCAUUCAUGA